Molecule: messenger RNA, 1949 nt
Organism: Planococcus citri (citrus mealybug)
Lineage: Eukaryota; Metazoa; Arthropoda; Insecta; Hemiptera; Pseudococcidae
Product: tubulin alpha-8 chain-like
Exons: 4
Coding region: 275-1762 (495 amino acids)
Biological process (GO): microtubule cytoskeleton organization; mitotic cell cycle
Cellular component (GO): microtubule; cytoplasm
Molecular function (GO): GTP binding; structural constituent of cytoskeleton
Source: RefSeq, a predicted model, not a curated record
AAAAAAAUUUUGGAAGACAGCAAUUUUUUUUUUGAAAGGUAGUGAAAAAGGUAGUGAUUUUCGGUCAAAAAAUUCCGGUAGACACCCUGUCAAGUGCAAAAUAAAUUUGUUUUAUUUUAAAAUUCAAAUUUUUCCGUAUCGAUUUUUGAAUCCGCUGAAAAAAUUAAAUUAGAAAUAUGUGGCUGUCCUUCUGUAUUAAUGUAGAUUUCACACAGAAAAAUUGAGUUUAUCUUCAGUUACACAGGAAGACUUCCAUAAACAGAGUUUUAAAUUUAUGCAAGAAAUCAUCUCGAUACAUAUCGGUCAAGCUGGAAUUCAAGUUGGGAGUGCUUGCUGGGAGUUGUAUUGUAUAGAACACGGAUUAUGGCCAGAUGGUUUUAAAAACGACGUGCCCGAGUUUUGCCCACCUCGGGAAAUUUCGUUCGGGUCAUUUUUCGAAGAGACAGAUUUUGGAAGAUUUGUUCCCCGAGCGGUGUUAGUUGAUUUGGAACCUCUGGUUAUAGAUGAAAUCCGAAACAAUCAGUACAAAUGGUUAUUUAGACCUAGUAGUUUAGUUUCGGGUAAAGAAGACGCAGCAAACAAUUAUGCCCGCGGAUAUUAUACCAUUGGUCGGGAAGUCAUCAAGACCGUUUCAGAAGCUAUUAGACGAGAGUGUAAUUUAUGUGAUAGUUUGGAGGGAUUCAUGUUUUUCCAUUCAAUGGGCGGUGGUACAGGUUCCGGCUUAACAACACUGAUUUUAGAAACAUUGAACGAAGAUUAUGUUAAGAAAAAACAUCUUGAAUUCGUGAUUUAUCCAUCACCUCGAUUAUCAACCGCUACUGUCGAACCUUAUAAUGCGAUACUUUCAACCAACGGUAGCAUAGAUUUGACCGAUUGCGUGUUUUUGAUGGAUAACGAGGCUUUAUACGAUAUAUGCUCUUUGAAAUUGGACGUCGAAGACCCCACAUACGUGAAUUUAAAUCGAAUUUUAGCUCAAGUAGUAUCGUCGCUUACAGCAGCGUUGAGAUUUGAUGGGUCUAUAAAUGUGGAGUUAUCAGAAUUUCAAACUAAUUUAGUACCAUUUCCGAGAAUACACUUUCCUUUGAUCACAUAUGCUCCGUUCCUUAGCUCGUAUAAAGCUACGCAUAGCCGGACUACUAUUUCACAAGUGACUAGAGCAUGUUUCGAACAAUCCAAUCAGCUACUGAAAUGCGACCCUACGCGGGGAAAAUAUAUGGCGUGUGUUCUUCUUUAUCGUGGUGUAAUUCCACCUAAUGAUAUCAAUAAAUCUUUAAGGAUCAUCAAGCAAAGUAAAAUUCCUUUUGUAAAUUGGUGUCCGACCGGGUUCAAAGUCGGUAUUAAUUUUCAACCGCCAGCCAAUUUCCCAGAUCACACCAUGGCGUCAUCUCAUUUGGCUCUGUGUAAUGUUGCCAAUACAACAGCUAUAUCGGAAGCGUGGGCUAGAAUUGAUUACAAAUUUGACUUGAUGUUUUCCAAAAGGUGUUUCGUUCAUUGGUAUUUAGGCGAAGGUAUGGAUGAGCAAGAAUUCAUGGAUGCCAGAGAAAAUCUCGCCGCUCUAGAAAAGGAUUAUUACGAAUGCGUCUCUGAAAAUGUCUCCGAUGGAUCAACUAUUUCGCCUUUAACCACCAAAGGUACAACCGCUACCGAACGAAAGCAAUCCAUUGGAUCAACCUCUCGUAGACCUCCAUCUCCAUCGAGAGCGGCUUCUCCGAGAGCAUCUUCUCCUAGAGCAAAAACUGUUCCUGCAUCUACUCGUCGAUGAUUUUUUUUUUUUGUUUUAAUAUCGAAAAUGAAUUCCAGCCUGAAAAAAUGUGUGGCUUCCCCCAACAUUUCAAAAUUCUAUGUCUAUUCUGAUAUGUGUACUUUGACUUAUUACCUGGAUUGUAUCACAAAGUUUUUCUCUUACGUGUACUGAAACUCUGGAAUAAACAUUUGCUUUCCUCCUACAA